Molecule: messenger RNA, 2382 nt
Organism: Lodderomyces pseudojiufengensis
Lineage: Eukaryota; Fungi; Ascomycota; Pichiomycetes; Serinales; Debaryomycetaceae
Gene: TIP20
Product: Tip20p
Exons: 1
Coding region: 1-2382 (793 amino acids)
Biological process (GO): endoplasmic reticulum to Golgi vesicle-mediated transport; regulation of ER to Golgi vesicle-mediated transport; retrograde vesicle-mediated transport, Golgi to endoplasmic reticulum
Cellular component (GO): Dsl1/NZR complex
Source: RefSeq, a predicted model, not a curated record
AUGGAAAUUGAUGAUUAUAUUAACUCGAAUUUUACAACUAUAGAUGAUUUGACAAACAUAGAUACAAAAUUAAAUCAAUUGAAUGACAUAUCAACUCAAAUUAAUCAAAUUGCAACCAAUAAAUUAUCAUCAAGUGAUAACAAUGAGGUGAAUUCUGAGACAUUGCACGUGGAAGAGCCAAGUAUUGAUGAAAAUGAAGUAGAGAAUGCAAUUAAUGACCUUGAAUUACAAUUGAAGGAGAUAUCAGAAUCUAAUGAUUUAUCAACUAGUAUAAUUAAAUUAGAAGAACUUAUAAAAGAAUAUGGUUCAUUUCCAGGAUUCAUUAUUUUAAAAAACCAACUACAAAAGAAAAUUGAAAUUCAAAAACAGUUACAACAUUUAUCACAAGUCUCAGAAUUGGAAAAACAACUAAUUUCCUUGAAUUUAUCAGUGAAAGAGAUUACCGAGAUCAACGAUAAAUCACAAGAAUUGAAUGACACUUACUUAAAUACUCUAAUUGAUGAUCAAAUAAACAAUACAAAGACAAAUUUACAAAAUAACCUAAAACAAAUAAUCACGAAAAACAAAUGGCUCGUUAAUGAUACCGUCUCUAAUUCAGAUUUAACUACAAUAACUAAUCUUUUCGAUGAAUUAAUUCAACUACAAUCAAUUAAAAACAUACCAGAAUAUCCUAAUACUUGGUGGGGAUUAGAAACUCUACUAGAACCAAUCAUAAUAAGAUUUAAUUAUCAUUUCGAUACUCCACAAAAAGAUACAAAUAAAAUUUCAAAACCUGAAUGGUGUUUACAAUAUAUUGAAACAUUUUUAGAUGAUAAUUUAUCAUUAAUUAAUAUAAUAAUUGAUAAAAGUUUUAAAUCAUUAAACAAGAUUGGAACUUAUGAAAUUAUAACUUGUUUAUUAAUUCCAAUUAGAAAUAAAAUUAAUAAAAUGAUUUCAAUAAUAAAUUCAAAUAUAAACAAAGUUAAUGAUGAUAAUAAUGAUAUAAUAGAAAAAUAUGGUAGAUUAUUAACUCAUUUAAUUUAUGAAUUAUCAACAUUUGAUCAAAGAUUGAGAAAUAAAUAUAAAUAUAAUCCAAAUGUCACUGACUUUAAUGUCAAGACUGAUUUAAAAUGGAUUGGAAUAACAGGUGACAUAUUUUUAAAUAAUCAAAAUAAUGCAUUCGAUAAUUGGUUAAAUUUUGAAAAUAAAUUAGCUAUCAAGAGAUUUGAAAAAGAGAUUAUAAAUAAAGAAGAUUCAUUUAAAGUUGAUUUUGAUUAUCAUUCAACAUCACAUACACAAUUAUUAAAACCAACUUAUUCUUCAUAUGGAUUUAUAAAACUUAUAAAUAAUUUAAAUAAUCAUUUACAACAAAUUAGAGUAUUUAAAUAUAACAUGAAAUAUAUAGCCAAAAUUCAAUUAAGUUUAUUAGAUUUAUAUUUAAAUGAAAUUAAUAAUCAAUUUAAAACAAUUACUGAUAAAUUAAAUAUGAAAAAUGUUUUAAAUAUAAUACCAGGUGGUAUAACUGAUGAUAAAAAUUCAAGACCCAGUAGUAAUUCUGAAAAUGAUAGUAUUAAAAAUUUAGAAAAUUUAUUAGAAAUUUAUGUUUCAAUAAAAUAUGUUAUAAAUUCAUUAGAAGAAUGGAGUGAAGAAUUAAUAUUUGUUCAAUUAUGGGAUAUUUAUAAAUCUUUAAAUAGAGAAACUAAAUUAAAUGAAGUUAUGGAUUAUUAUUAUAAUAAUAAUAGUAAUGAUGCCGAAGGAGAAAUUGAUGGAAUUUUUGGAUCAAUAACUUUAAAAUAUGAUAAAUUAUUAAAUAAAUCAAUAAAUCAGAUUAAUUCAUUAUUUAUAAAUGAAAUUAAAAAAUUUUUAAAAAAAUAUGUUAAUUCAAGUCAAUGGGAUUUGGAGUUUAUAACCGGUGAUAAAUUAGAACCAUCUAAUGAUUUAAAUCAAUUAAUUAAUAAUUUACCAAAUUACUUAGACUUGUUAGCUAAAUCAAUUUCCAAAAUAGAUUAUUUUCAAUUUACAACUUUAAUUUUAAAUAUUAUAUGUGAUACAUUAUAUGAAUACGUAAUUACAAAUAAUAAAUUUUCAAAAAUUGGAAUAAAUCAAUUAAUUAUUGAUUUUAAUUAUUUAAUUCAAUCAUUACAAUAUCAAUUAUUAUUAAAUACUACUAAAAACCGUAGAUCAUCAACAACUUCAACUAGUGAAGUAAUUGAAGAAGAAUUUUCAAAUGAUUUUAAUCAAAAAUAUAUUAAAGUUGUUCAAUCUAUUGAUUUAUUAGAUUCAUUGGUUGAAAUUCCUAUAAGAAAGCCUAUUGAUGUUCAAAAGCUUAGAUCUAAUUAUAAUCAUGAACUUAAUGAGUUAAGUGAUUAUGAAAUUAAGGAUUUAAUAAAUAGAAUUAAGUAG